AUGUCUAUCGUCGGCCUUGCGCACGUCAACCUGAUUGUACCUGAAGGCAGUCUUGAGCUGGCCAAUGAUUUCUACGGCAAGACCUUGGGAUUGACGCCGCGCGAGGUGCCAUCGCUCCAGCGGGGUACUCUUGCAUGGUUUGACAUCGGUACCAGCGGGCAACAGGUCCACAUAGCUUUUGGUCCAGACGAGGUGGAAUCCAGGCGACAUCCUUGCUUUAAGCUGCCGUCAGCUGAGGCACUGUUCGAACUGCAAAGUCGGAUCUGGGAGCAUUUUCAGGCAGGCGGCAAGUCGGCACCCAGGCAGGCGGAUCAGCCUGGGCAGGCGAACUCGGGUUCGAAAGGGGUGGAAUAUCCCACGCGGUUUUUUGCGCGAGACUACGCCGGGAACCGGCUCGAGUUCAGCUUGUAG
Molecule: messenger RNA, 411 nt
Organism: Cyphellophora europaea CBS 101466
Lineage: Eukaryota; Fungi; Ascomycota; Eurotiomycetes; Chaetothyriales; Cyphellophoraceae
Exons: 2
Coding region: 1-411 (136 amino acids)
Source: RefSeq, a predicted model, not a curated record